Sciurus carolinensis (gray squirrel) is the source of this 638-nucleotide messenger RNA. It is a transcript of the gene Atp5mc1, whose product is annotated as ATP synthase membrane subunit c locus 1. Gene Ontology annotation, biological process: proton motive force-driven ATP synthesis; proton transmembrane transport. The transcript has 5 exons. Bases 123 to 533 code for a protein of 136 amino acids. Lineage: Eukaryota; Metazoa; Chordata; Mammalia; Rodentia; Sciuridae. Gene Ontology annotation, molecular function: proton transmembrane transporter activity. The record is from RefSeq and is a predicted model, not a curated record.
GGUAGGAGAGCUGAGCGCUGGGACCAAGGGCUAAAGCUGAGGGGUGAGUCAGUCACCUUGAGCAGGGCGAGCGCUGUGGGCCAAGCAGAGGCCUCAGGGCAGUGGGAGUGCAGACUGAAAAAAUGCAGACCACCGGGGCACUGCUCAUUUCUCCGGCUCUGAUCCGCUGUUGCACCAGGGGUCUAAUCAGGCCUGUGUCUGCCUCCUUCCUGAGUAGACCAGAGGACUCAUCUAAACAGCCGUCCUACAGCAACUCCCCACUUCAGGUGGCCAGACGGGAGUUCCAGACCAGUGUUGUCUCCCGGGACAUUGACACAGCAGCCAAGUUCAUUGGUGCUGGGGCUGCCACAGUUGGUGUGGCCGGAUCAGGGGCUGGCAUUGGAACCGUGUUUGGCAGCUUGAUCAUUGGUUAUGCCAGGAACCCAUCUCUCAAGCAACAGCUCUUCUCGUAUGCCAUUCUGGGCUUUGCCCUGUCUGAGGCCAUGGGGCUCUUCUGUUUGAUGGUCGCCUUCCUCAUCCUCUUCGCCAUGUGAGGCUCCAUGGGGGUCACCUACCCCUCCCUGCUGCUUCGACUCAACUCCAUUCCUGGUGCUGGAGUGUGCCGAGCUGUACCAUUAAACAAUGUUUCUCUAAACCCA